Messenger RNA from Aedes albopictus (Asian tiger mosquito), 2866 nucleotides. RefSeq names its product G-protein coupled receptor 143-like. The record is from RefSeq and is a predicted model, not a curated record. Gene Ontology annotation, biological process: regulation of calcium-mediated signaling; G protein-coupled receptor signaling pathway; melanosome organization. Gene Ontology annotation, cellular component: melanosome membrane; plasma membrane. NCBI's taxonomy places the organism in Eukaryota, Metazoa, Arthropoda, Insecta, Diptera, Culicidae. Gene Ontology annotation, molecular function: L-DOPA receptor activity; L-tyrosine binding; L-DOPA binding. Bases 1504 to 2676 code for a protein of 390 amino acids. The transcript is spliced from 5 exons.
AGUUUCAAUGAAUUCAUACACACAAUGCGCCGGGAAGCACCUUCCUUUGGUGAGUCUUAACCACAUUUUUGCGGCUUCACGUGUUUUCCCACACACCACAGAGCCGAGCCGUGCACGCUUCACUAGGCAAUAGAAGUAUUGAAGUGAUGUGUGGUUGGGCCGUUGGGGGCACUUGGUAGGUAUUGUGUGAGUUUGUUAGCAGCAGUAAAAGCGAAACAAUGUGAAUUAACCGGUCCUAUUCUACGCGUACCCUCGACCGCAUGGUCUGCGGCAGUCCCUGUCUGUCGUCACUACGCUUCGGAGCAGUCAGUGGUGACGACGACGACGACCAUCCACAACAACCACCGUCAGCCAGUACAAGCUAAUACUGUUAUCUGUGUUUUAAUUCACUCUAUUUCUAUUACUUUCAUUCAAUGUCAUCAGCGCCAUCAGGACGACUGCAAGUUGAGCUGCGAGAGAAAUCAGCAAAAACAAAAACGGAAUCGGUCUUAUCAGUCGUUGUCGUCGUCGGCAUCCUAUCUGCCUGGUGCAUUCUAGCUGUCGACGCGGUGUAGAUUUCAAGACCAAUAAUAGGAAAGGACACAUCAUCCAAAUUUUAGACAAACACGCUUCUGUCGAUGAUCAGCGUUCACUUAAUAACGAUAUCACAAUAAUGUACGUAGGUGGACUCUGAAAGGUCAUAAAUCCAAAUCUACAGAAACGUGUAUGUUAAAAAAAACAAUGCUGAUGUGCUCUUUCGUAUUGUUGGACUAGCUUUAGGAUCGUCCCGGCCUACCCGUCGCCGGCUUAGCUUAGUUGUGAGUCAGAAAACGUGUGAACUAUACCUCGUAGAUUCGACGGACGCAGAUUUGAAUAUCUUGAGAGCACAUGCUCCUCAUCACCGGUCGGUGCGUUUCUUCAGGGGUUUCGUGCGUUGUGUGUAGGGCAGUAAAUUUCGUAAUUGUCUCCCCCUAUUCCGGUGGGUGAGAUAAGGAAGCCAAAUAAUGGGGCUUCCGAACCGUGGACGCGGGAAGCAGGAAGACUUGUGUGAUCAGUGUUGAAACUUUUUCUGUGGACAUUGAAGCAAUCAACGGUGAUAGGCUAGCUGCGCCUGAGAUGAGGCACUUGGAUUGGAAUGAAGAAGUGAUACGCGUACCUAGCCCCAGAGUCAAAUCAAGUCAAGCUAAAUCCCUAGAUGAUAAGCUUUUCCAAUUUGAGCAAAGACGGGAGUGAAGAUUUAAGUGUCGCCAUCAAGAAGAACUCGUCGAUUGCAGUUGAAUGGAUGGAUUAGACGACGAUCAGUCUAAGCGAAGUGCAGCAGUUGUCGGCUGAUCGAGCUAUCGUCGAUUGGUGUGGUGUGCGGCUUCCGCCGAAAUAAUGUGAUGAUCGUGUGAAUUGACCCCCGAAGUUGUGUGAAUGAGCCAGUUCAAGGCCAUCGAGUGCUGGUGGGGAAAGUAUAUAGAUAAGGACUAUACGUGGAUACCUACAUAAGGAUACAGUGCAUGAGAGGCUUCAACGACAAUAAUGGCAGAUCCCACAAUACAGACAUUCUGCUGCCACAAUCGGAUACGAUCGCCGCCGGCAGUAAAACUUAUGUCCGAGUUCAACACCGACGGGUAUAUUGUGGUUUGUAUUGUUUCGUCGGUGCUGGGGAUAGCCGGUGCCAUAUAUCAGAUUUGGAUUCGCGACGAAGACCUGCCCAAUUCCCAGUACGGUCGACGGCGUCGACCAGGUUCCUCCUCCCUAACCGGCUACAGCACCGGGCGAAGUAUUAUCGUGUGGCUGGCGGUGGCCGAUCUGUGCGCUUCGUUCGGUGUCUUUCUGCGGUCGGCCUUGUGGAAGUACAUACAAAAUGUGAUCCCUCCGGAUAGCGAUGAUGACGACACCACCAACGUUAUCUUCUGUGCCGUCUCGUCGGCUUGGAUCCAGUAUUUCUACAUGUGCACCUGGCUGUGGACGUUGUGCUAUGCGAUCAACGUGCGACGGCAGCUGGCCGGCUUGGGGGUAGCUCUCCGGACCUACCACCGGUACGUGUGGAGCAUAUCGGCGGUGCUAACAGCGUCCGGGCUGACGGUGCUAUACGUUCCGGAUGCCGACUGCCAUAACGUGCACGACAUCGGCAGUGCCUAUCUGAGGAUACUGCCCAACUACCUCACCACGUACGGGCCGAUGGUCGCUGUGAUGGUGGCCAACCCGGUGCUGUACUUCACGGCCUCCCGACAGGUCGACCGGCAGCUGGUGGCGCGCUUCAGCCAGAUGACGUCGACCGAGCGCGAUCUCAUGACCAAGUUCAAGAUGAAGUUCUCUCUAAUCAACUUUGUGUUUUACGUGUGCUGGCUGCCGAAUCUGCUCAACGGUAUCAUCCUGUGGACCAUGUGGUUCUCGUUACCAUUCCAGACGAUCGUCACUGUGUGGUACGUUAUGGCUAUAACAAAUCCACUUCAAGCGUUCCUGAACACACUGGUGUACCAGAGGUGGAACUGCGGUUGGCGGUUACGAAGACAUGAAGACAAUGGGGAAGCCGAAGGCAGGCGCCGCAAUCGCCACUCCCAUGGAGCAACAGAAGCAACGCCUCUGCUUCAAUCACAGAUCUUCAAGCCCGACUCAUCAUCGGGAUCAAACGUCCUACUCCAAGAAUCUCCCAUCGGCCUGGACCCAAGACCAACACGAAGCAUCAAUUCCUGUACAUUGGUUUAGUAGCCAGGACAGACGAUUGACUGUGGGCUAGCAAAACUUUGUUAUUAACACACAAAUUAGUUUUUAAGGUGCAUUAAUUUUCUAUACCGUUAAGACUCUACUUAUUUAUAUGACAAUCAUUGUAAGGUUUCUUUUUUGUUCCACCCAAAUAAAUGACAGUUUCAUCGAAAGUUUCGUUCAUAUCUUAGGA